Molecule: messenger RNA, 1599 nt
Organism: Gossypium arboreum
Lineage: Eukaryota; Viridiplantae; Streptophyta; Magnoliopsida; Malvales; Malvaceae
Exons: 1
Coding region: 1-1599 (532 amino acids)
Source: RefSeq, a predicted model, not a curated record
AUGGAGAAUGAAUUUCUUAAUAAAGUUGAGGAUAAUACAGCCAUUCGCGCAUGGUCAGAGAAGCUACAAUCGGAGAAAGGGGAUAGCUUGGCAGAAGGAUAUAUAUCAGAGUUACAGGAAUUCACUCGCGUCAAUGUAGCACAGAAUGAGUUGCAAGAGUUGGGAGAUAUAUGGGCUCGUUGGGAUGAAGGGACUAAACAGUUGUUCUAUCAAAGCUAUGGUGAUAUAUCCUACUUGCUAGACAUUAGAGUGGACAAACAUCUGUUCCGAGUUAUGGUGCAAUUUUGGAAUUCUGCUUACAAGUGUUUCACUUUUGGAGAAAUGGAUUUAGUACAGACCAUGAAGGAAUAUACUGCCCUACUCAGGUGCCCGAAAGUUCAAGUUAGAAAGACUUAUGCCAGGGUUUUUAAUGGUCAGACUUUCGCGAAGAAAUUGAUGAACAUUUCAGGGAUGAGCGAGACUUGGGUCACUGCUCGAAUUCAACAAAAAGGAGAUAGUAAAUGUAUCCCUUGGGAGAAUUUGCGAGAUUUGGUUUUAACACAUCCAUAUGAAAGAAAGAGGGUUGAUAUCUUUGCGUUAAGCAUCUAUGGAUUGGUGAUUUUUCCUAAGGCUUUAAGGUACGUGGAUGAGGCAGUUGCUGACUUAUUCGUUCGUCUUGAGAAGGGAAUCACACCUGUACCGGCAAUAUUGCCUGAGACGUUCAGAUCCCUAAGCACGUGUCAGAAAACAGUGGAGGGGCGGUUUAUUGGAUGUGUACAACUAUUGAUGGUGUUGUUUCAUGGACACUUUUGGAAAGUAGACAAGGUUUCUUAUCGGGUCUUUUUUGAAGGUUAUUCCCUAUUAAAAGAAGAGGCAGCCAUACAAAGGAGAGAGGAUAUCUCGAAGGAAAAGUGGAUGGAAAUUCUUCAAAACCUCAAGGAGGGGGAUAUCGAGUGGAGAGCUUAUUGGAUGGUUCUUGAUGGGAUCAUGUAUCGAUGUGGGAACUUUGAUUGGGUGUCGUUGUUAGGAAUUUGGGGAGCUACUGGGUAUACUCCAUUGCUUACGUUAAGGCAAUUUAAAUCGAGGCAGUUUGUACCCACGACCUACGGACUUCCUCACUGUGAAUUCUCCUUUAAAGGUACCCACUACAAGAAGAAAGUUCGGGAGCUAUCGGAUGCUUGGAAGCAAACUCGCUGGAUGAAGAGGUUGGCUGUCGGUUCCAUGGUGACGCCUGAGUAUGAUGGAUGGUUUAGGAAGAGGGUUAAUGAUAAUGUUCCUAGGCCGAGCUUGGAAGAUUCCCGACCUAUGGUAGAACAAUUACAAAUCGCCCCGUCAGAGUUGGAAAUUAUAAAGCAAUACUUCAAGAAGAAGAGUUCAGAGUUUGGGAAAAAGAUUGAACAAUUGGAGGAAAAGAAGAUGCACCUGAGAUUAGACGCCGAUGUCCAGAGGUCAGACGCUGAGAAGUGGAUAAAAGGGAAAACCAAGGCCGAAGAAGAUCUAGACAGCUUGAAGACUGAUUAUAAAAAGCUACGCCUGUCUAUGAGGACUGUGGGGUUAGAUAAAACUUCCGAACAAUGGUGUCAUGAAAUUCGAGAGGAAAAGACCAAGGCCGACAGAUAG